AUGGCCAAUACCCACCAAACAUACCUACGAAAAUGUAUCAGCCUAGCCGAACAAUCCCCUCCCCGACCAACAAACUUCCGCGUCGGCGCUAUCCUCCUCUCCCGUGCCGACAAUGACACCACCUUCAGCGGAGACCGCAUCCUCUCUACAGGAUACACAAUGGAACUAGCAGGCAACACACAUGCAGAACAAUGCUGUUUUGCCAACUUUGCAGCUGUGCACAACGUGCCCGACGACGAGGUCAGCUCGGUGCUCCCCGUAGAGACUGGUCGCAAGCUCAUCAUGUAUGUAUCCAUGGAGCCAUGUGGGAAGAGACUAUCGGGGAAUGACCCGUGUGCGAAGCGGAUUACAAGAACGAAAGAGGGUGGCCGGGAGGGGAUUCAUAAGGUUUAUCUUGGGGUGAAGGAGCCGGAGACUUUUGUUGGAGAAUCGGAGGGGUGUAAGAUGCUUUCUCAGGCGAGGAUUGAAUGGGAGCAUGUUUCUGGAUUUGAGAAGGAGAUUUUGGAGGUUGCUUUUGCUGGACAUGAGAAUCCGGCGGAGGAGGUUAAGGAGGCAUUGGAGAAGAUGAAGGGUGCUGGCGGCGAGGGUGUGAAGGAGCAGGCGCAGGCACAACCUCGUAACCCGAAGAAGAGGAUGAUGGAGGGUGAGAACAUAAUCUAUUAG
Molecule: messenger RNA, 663 nt
Organism: Penicillium angulare
Lineage: Eukaryota; Fungi; Ascomycota; Eurotiomycetes; Eurotiales; Aspergillaceae
Product: putative DRAP deaminase
Exons: 1
Coding region: 1-663 (220 amino acids)
Molecular function (GO): catalytic activity
Source: RefSeq, a predicted model, not a curated record